Molecule: messenger RNA, 1714 nt
Organism: Meriones unguiculatus (Mongolian gerbil)
Lineage: Eukaryota; Metazoa; Chordata; Mammalia; Rodentia; Muridae
Gene: Dmrtb1
Product: DMRT like family B with proline rich C-terminal 1
Exons: 4
Coding region: 1-1044 (347 amino acids)
Biological process (GO): germ cell development; regulation of transcription by RNA polymerase II; sex differentiation
Cellular component (GO): nucleus
Molecular function (GO): DNA-binding transcription factor activity, RNA polymerase II-specific; RNA polymerase II cis-regulatory region sequence-specific DNA binding
Source: RefSeq, a predicted model, not a curated record
AUGCUUCGCACCCCCAAGUGCUCCAGGUGCCGGAACCACGGCUACCUGGUGCCGGUCAAGGGCCACGCGGGCAAGUGCCGCUGGAAGCAGUGCAUCUGCGACAAGUGCUACCUGAUCACCGAGCGCCAGAAGAUCAUGGCCGCCCAGAAGGUGCUCAAGACCCAAGGCGCCGACGAGCAGCCGGUGGCCGCCGCGGCCGCCGCGCAGGGCGCCCCGCUGCCCCCCAGGGUCCGGCCGGCGGCGGCCGCGGCGGCGAGCGCGAGCGUUUGCCCACUGCCCAGGGCGGCCCCGGGGGGCUCCGGGCCGGGCCCCGCGGCCACCUGCUUCCUCGAGAGGCCCCCGAAGGUCCGGAGCCCCGGCCCCAGCGCCUUCCAGCUGCUCCCAGGCGGCCGCCCUGGCCCCGGCUCCUUCCAGCCGGGCCUGGGGGCGCCCCGGGGAGCGCGCGACCGCCCCCCGGCGUGGGCGCCCCCGCUCAGCCCGCAGGCGGCCAGGGCCGAGCCCCGGCGCCCCGAGCAGUGCCUGCCCGUGCGGCCCGUGCCCCGACUGCCGCCCUUCAGCGACUACGGGCACCCUCUGAGAUUCAACUCUGAUCACGUGGUAGGAGCUGGGUACCCCGAGAGAGAGCCUUUCAAGCAGUGCCCCGCCUGCGCCCCCAUGCCAUCCUACCAGCCCUUCUCCCUGGAUGGCCAGGAUGCGUCCUCAGGGCGGGGGCUCCCGCAGCAGAGAAGCUUCCGGCACGUCCCCUACAGCCCCUACCACGGAGGCAGCUUGGUGCCAGAACCAGUCAGAGACCUGCAGCCAACCUACUGCUCCCCACCGCCGCCGCUGCCGCCCCCUCCGCCGCAGCCGCAGCAGGCUCACUUCCUCCCGCCGGGCUACCUGUCUGCCCUCCACUUCCUGCCGCCGCCGCCGCCGCCGCCGCCGUCGCCGCCCUCCUUCUCGCUGACCAUCCUGUACGACACCGACAAGGAGAACACCAAUGACCAGAAUGCAGAGGUGCCCAGUGAUCCCAGCCAGCGCUCUUCCCAGGAGCAGGCCAGCUAAGCUGCAGGCCACCCAGAGGGCCACUGGGUGGGGGCGGCAUAAACAGCAGCAAUGUUGUUUCACCUGUGUUCUUGUUAUAUAGGGAGGAAGGGUGUUGAUAGGUGUAAGCUGGCAGCUAAUUCCGAUUUCAAGAUAGAAGGGGGAAGGUGGUCUCCAAGUUCUCUGGAUCCCGUGUGGGUGUUGAAGUGGUGUAUGAAGGGAGAGCGUGUCUGGGGUGAGGCAGGGCCUUUGAAGAGUGGGGGCUGGCGAAACACACGUUUAGGAAUGAAUUUAACCAUCCUGGGUCAUGCCACUUAUGAAAUUUACCUCUAGAGGUGGCCUCUGAUUUCCCCAGGCCUCACUCAGGGCAGGGGGCACCAUCCAUUUCAGCCUUCUGCCCUCUUUGCCUGAUCCCCAAGGCUGGGCACCAUCGGCUAUGCAGGGCUGGUACAGGGGACUGGGAUGUCGACAGCAGUUUCCACAGCAUCCCACCUUUGCCCUGUCCUGUUCCAGCUGGUGAGCAUCCUGACAACUGAGGCACGUCAGUUCUUCCUGAAGCUCAAGCAAUGCUAGGCAUCCUUUCUCAUUCAAAAACGUAGAUUUCAGUGUUGGAUGUUCUUAUGUAGGGAAGGGUUCUCAGAGCAGAAAAUGGCAAUCUGUUCUCCGAGGAUGGUUGAGUGUUGAAUAAAAU